Molecule: messenger RNA, 3165 nt
Organism: Aaosphaeria arxii CBS 175.79
Lineage: Eukaryota; Fungi; Ascomycota; Dothideomycetes; Pleosporales
Exons: 4
Coding region: 1-3165 (1054 amino acids)
Source: RefSeq, a predicted model, not a curated record
AUGAAAUCGCAAGAGCAAACUUUCGUAAAUCAGUUAUCCUGGAAACUGAGCAUUUGGAGCAAAUACCUGGGUGUCCAGGGCCGCGAUGGUCUAGCACUCGAUGACCGGCUGCAGGAUUACGGCGAUGUGAAGGACGCCAUCAUCGGCCUGCUGCAGCUUAUCUCAGCAAGGCUUCGAAAUGCAGUACAGUCCACCGAGGAGGCCAAUGUAACUGCCUCCGAUGGAAUCAAAAACGAUAUCUCCGAAGAGGUGGCUAUACAACAGAGAUGGCGAGUCUAUGGAGGCAGGCCCUGGGAAGCAGUCGAAAUGGCCCUAGACACAUUGUUGGAGCUCGCAGCAACCAUCAAAAAAUCGACGAUUCCAAUGACCGCUGCUCAUCUCGACGUUCACUAUCCUCGUCCAGACGAUUCCUACUUUCCUCAACUUGCGUCUACGUUAGCACGAAGCCGAUUUCCCGCUGCACCAAAGUCAUUGACUGACCAGUUAGGAUAUUCGAUAUAUCUUCGACGAAAACGGCUCUUAUAUCAGCAACGACAUGACAGAAAAGUUUCGUUUCCUUCCUCCGAGAAGCUACCGAACGUGGGAUUCUUGGAAGAGAAUUCAUCACCACCUGGAGCUCCUGAAACUACGCCCUAUCUCGUCCCCCGGGAAGUACGAGCGCGAGUGUCAUUUUCUAAUGUUGCUCCAUCCAUGACACAAGCAUCAAGAAUAGAUGGCAGUCUAUUACGUAGGAGAAUGAAGAGUCGGACAGUGAUAUCGAGCCGUGUUAGUGGAAAGAUUUCAAGAGAAGAAACCCAUAUUGAUUACCCACCACUUCCCGAACCUGAUAAGACAGCUCCCGGCUGGUGUGUCUGCCCUUUUUGUUCCAGGCCAUUAGAAUGUGCAGGUCUGAGCCCUACUAGAUGGAUAAAGCAUGUCGAAGGAGAUCUGAAGCCGUACGUCUGCAUAUCUGAGAAGUGCAGAACCUCACAUCACUAUUUCUCCUCGCAGCGAGAGUGGGCGGAUCACAUGGAGUCAUUCCAUGGCGGGUCCUGGUACCAGCGGAUUCAUAUGACAACCUGGGCUUGUAACCUCGAUCACGAAGAACAGCAGGAGUUCAAUGAUGAAGCCCAGUUUCGAGAGCAUAUUACGGCUUUGCAUCCUGAUAUCUCCGAGCUUCGGGUGAAUUCCCUAGCACGCCACAGUCGGGGCACUGGACUAAGAGAUAGAAAUGCUUGUCCUCUUUGUGAACGGGUACCCCAUGGACUGUCACAGGGCAAGGACGCAGACAUUCAACAACAGCUGCUCAGUCAUAUUGCAGAUCAUCUUAAAUCGCUUGCGUUCUUUUCUCUACCUUCCACCGAUCGACAAGUUAUCAAUGACACUAACAACUCGAGUAACAAUUCAAAUUUGAAUCGGAGUAGUUCCAACGAUGGUUUUCCGGAGUCGUUAGUUGAACAAUCUUCUAUGUCCAUAGCAGACGGCGAGGCGCCUCACUUCGAUCGCCUCUCACUCGUGCCAGAGAUUCCCCUUGACGCAGCUUCAUGCAACGUAGAGGAAGAUUGGAGCAAUCUCAACCUACCAGAAAAGGACACCGGCGACAACGUUGUUGUUGAACAUUUCAAGUCAUUGCAAGAGGCCCAGGCUACCGAUGCAGAAAGAUCGACCCGACAACAAAGAUCUAAGAAAGACAUGGAAGAACGACUAACUCUGGAAACGAAAAUCGCUCAGAAUCCGAUCGUUCAACAUACAAUCGCAAUUAUCAAUCUUUUCAGAUCUUUACGAAAAAUAGUUGGAUCAAAAUGCCCAUUAAAAACCGAAGGUUGUAGAACGGGAAUGGGCGUCCAUUUCGGAAAGAUCUGUGCUCAAGAAAGUAUAUUUAUGUUCACUUCAUCCGCAAUUUUAUCGAUAAACAUACCGCUUGAUACAUCGGAUCCCUUGGCGUUCAUGAAAAACACUGUCGACCUUGUUACAGUCGACAGACUCAAUGCCUACAUAAGGGACUGUUCACCACAACAUAAAGACUAUUUACACACAACGGAAAAUUUGCAACAUAGGCUAGAAGUGAUCAUAGACUGCCUAUCUUCAGACAAGAGCAAUCCACGAUCGACAUCUCCCGAUCCAGUCAAUUGGAAUCACGACAAGUCUGUUCUCUCGGAGGUCCAGUACCAUUGGGAUAUGACUGAAUUACAGUUGAGAAGCAUUGAUUUCUACAACGAAAUGUUGCGGGCCAUCACCCAACAAAUAUUGAACUCGGGAACAUCGAGUCGUGAUCCAAGCGAAAUCUGUCAGCGUUACCUGUGUCCUAAAUGCACAGGUACUCUCGCAAACUUUCCCAACACAACUACGUAUACACGUAAGUAUCUUGGCUCAAUGAUUGAAUUUGCCGCACCCAACGACUGCUGGAUCUGCAUGCAAAUCUGUGAAGCGUCGAGUAGGAUUGUCCAUCUCGACGAUAGCUACCUUGUCUAUGCUAACGUCAAACCCAUGAGAACGGUGCCAAAUGCUAUGGUGCUGUUAUCUGGUGACGGAAUGGAUGAUUCAUGUGUCGAAACUUGUCAUAUCUACCAGCUAGAGAGACCCAAACUUGCCUCCGCGGAUGGAACGCUCGGUCAUCUGUACCUCUUCGAAGGUGGAAAGCACCUCGGGGGUGAGAUGAACAAAUUCACUCGGAUCGAAAGGUUGCGGUUGGCUCAUGACCUGGUCGACAGUAUUCUUCAUAUCUACGACGUGGGGCUUUCUGACCAGUGUCUCGAUCUUUUCUCUGUGCAUGAGACCGUUAGACGCCCAUAUUUUACUUUCUAUGGUCGAGUUCUAGAGGACUGCGAAGUGCCGAUCUCGAAGGAGCCAUCUUUGAAUUGGACAUUGUACGUGGUUGCCAUUCAGCUAAUCGAGCUGUGGACCAACAAAAAGAUUGAAGAUCUGGAGGACGAUGAGGAGAUGGUCCUCAGUGAGGAAUUUCCGUUUGGACCGAUGUGGGGCCAUGCCGUGCAGAUUGUCGAGAGAGGACUCUUGCAAGACGCCGGAAGGAAGUACGAAGAGGCAGUGAAGUCGUGUCUUUUCUGUGACAUGGCGUGUGACGUAGCAGAAGAUUUCAGACUUCCAGAAUUCAGAAACGCUGUUCGGAGGGAGGUGUUGUCGAAACUGGCGGAGGCGUUAGAGAUGCAUAUCUUUAACGCUCAAUGA